AUGACCUUUGCGGGCCUGGGCAUCUUCGAAGCCCGCGAGGACGCCGCCAAGACCGUCGACGCCGAGGCCGGCGGGCCCGAGGCGUACGAUGACGACGGUGGUGGUCAAGAAGAAUACGAAGAAGACGAGGAGGCCGGUGAGGUCGAGGAGGGCUUCCAGGAUUUCGACGGGGAGGCGUGGGCGCAGAUGCCCUUCGCCGCGGGCAUGUCUAUGCCAUGGUCGGCAGCGGCGGCGUGCGCGGGGGUGGGCAUGCCGUUCUGGCCGAUGGGCGGGGCCUGUGGCCCCUGCGGCGGCGCGAUGCCCGGGUCGGCGCGGGCGGGCCCGAUGAGCCGUUACAGAGGCUCUCUGAAGCAGCGCUUCUGCGCGACCUUCCCCAGCGUGAACCGCUGCCGCCACGGCGCAGCGUGUGCCUUUGCGCACAGCCGCGAGGAGGUGAGCGCUCCGCUGCUGACCCCCGAAGAGGAGACGUACGUGCCAGAAGCUCUGACGUCGGAGUUCUUCACAGAUCGCUUCAAGGUGUUCUGGUGCCCGAUCGGCGGCCAGCACGAUUGGCACUCCUGCAUGUACGCCCACACCUAUCAGGACGUCCGCAGACCUCCUUCAAUUGGCUACGGGCACCAGCUGUGCCCGUACUGGAACAAGAAGGAUACGAGCCUGCCCUACUCGCAGCGCUGCCCGCUCGGCCCGCGCUGCCCGUACGCGCACGGCGCCAAGGAGCAGCUGUACCACCCGGGCUACUUCCGCACCCUCGUGUGCAGGGACCUGCAGCGCAGGAGGCGCCCCUGGCGCCCCCACGGCCCCUGGCACUCGGCCGCCGCCGCGGGCUCCGAGGACUACAACAGGCCGCUGGACAAGAGCCAGUUCCCCGAAGACUGGUUCCACUACUUCAUGAACCCGCCCCGCUUCCAGGACGUCUGCGACGGGCCGGAGGACAUGCCAUUCGUCGCCUUUUCGGACAUGGUUCCGCCCAAGGACGACGCGCUGCAGGAGAGCAUCGAGACGCCCCGCACGCGCGCGCACUCGGGCGACAGCCUGGACGGCUUCGAGGCGGCCGCCUCGGGCCGCAGCAGCGCCCGGAGAACAGGCGCGGCCAGUGGGCGUGGCCGCGGUGCCGCCCGCGGCUUCCAGCCAGCCAUGGGCUACUGGGACGCCUACGGCGCGGCCCUCGGCGGCUGGGGCGCCCCGCCCACCGGCGCCGGGCUCGACAGCAGCUACCCGGCGUACGCAGGCAUGGGCUACCUCACUCCGGCCUGGGACCCCAGCUACCCGAUGUACGCGCCAGGGCCAGAGCGGUAA
Prorocentrum cordatum is the source of this 1296-nucleotide messenger RNA. The record is from the annotation of a GenBank genome assembly. NCBI's taxonomy places the organism in Eukaryota, Dinophyceae, Prorocentrales, Prorocentraceae.